Molecule: messenger RNA, 1238 nt
Organism: Coturnix japonica (Japanese quail)
Lineage: Eukaryota; Metazoa; Chordata; Aves; Galliformes; Phasianidae
Gene: PPA1
Product: inorganic pyrophosphatase 1
Biological process (GO): phosphate-containing compound metabolic process
Cellular component (GO): cytoplasm
Molecular function (GO): magnesium ion binding; inorganic diphosphate phosphatase activity
Source: RefSeq, a predicted model, not a curated record
UUGCUAUGGGCCGGGGGGUGCGGGCAGCGGCGGCUGCGCAUUGAGCCGAGCGGGCAGCGGCAGCGUGGUGCCAUGGCGGGGUACAGCGUGGAGGAGCGCGCAGCGCCGCACAGCAUUGAGUACCGCCUGUUCUUCAAGGAUGCGGCCGGGCGGUACAUCUCCCCCUUCCACGACAUCCCGCUGUACGCGGACGCCGGCAAGAACGUGUUCAACAUGGUUGUGGAAGUACCUCGAUGGACAAAUGCUAAAAUGGAGAUUGCAACAAAGGAUCCCUUAAACCCCAUUAAGCAAGAUGUGAAGAAGGGCAAACUGCGCUACGUAGCUAACGUGUUUCCUCACAAGGGUUAUAUCUGGAAUUACGGCGCUAUCCCACAGACUUGGGAAGACCCAGGCCAUAAGGAUGAAAACACUGGCUGCUGUGGAGACAACGAUCCAAUUGACGUGUGUGAAAUUGGAAGCAAGGUCUGCUCACGAGGAGAAGUGAUCAAAGUGAAGGUGCUAGGCACGCUGGCAAUGAUUGAUGAGGGAGAGACAGACUGGAAGAUAAUUGCUAUCAACAUGGAAGACCCAGAAGCGGAAAACUAUAACGAUAUCGAUGAUGUCAGAAGGAUGAAGCCUGGGUACUUAGAAGCUACGGUGGACUGGUUUAGAAGAUACAAAGUACCUGAUGGAAAGCCAGAAAAUCAAUUUGCUUUUAAUGGAGAAUUUAAAGAUAAGGACUUUGCAGUGAACGUUAUCAAAAGCACUCAUGAACACUGGAAAGCUUUGAUAGCUAAAAAAACUGACGGAGGAGAGAUCUGCUGCACAAAUCUGACUGUCUCAGGCAGCCCCUUCUGCUGUAGUCAAGAGUGUGCAAAAGCUACUGUGGAUGCAGCACCACCGUGUAAAGCUGCCAACCCAAUCCCACCUGAAGUUGACAGGUGGUUCUAUUACCAGAAGAACUGAAGGCUGAGGCUGUGUGCUGAGGAGCUGCUCCCUUUGCAUCCCAGAGUCACCACAUGCAGGAGUAGCCCAGAAGAACAGCACUGGUGACAAGGCACCUAUGACUGACACCAAUUAGCACCAUCUAACCAUGACCUGGUACAUUGGCUCUGGUGGAGGUAGAAGAUAGAACUUUAAAUCAAAAGCUGCUGCUUGUGCGCGGUGUCCUGGUGUGUCUGUAACCAUCUGCACAUAAAGCCGUGCGGGUGCAGAGGUUCACCCAGUGCUGGAUGUUAAAAUAAAACUACUGAGCUCUG